GAGUAGGGAACUCUCACGGAACACCGGUCUGGAAGUGUUUGCGUUUCAAGUCUCAGUUGGAUGAGACAUUUGAGUCUGCAGUUAUGGCGGGAGAAAUGGCUGGUUUUGGAGUUAUGGUGACAGUGCUGCUCCUGGCUCCAGCGAUAUGUGCUGCGGCAGCAGGCACACCAGUACAUGUGAUCCAGCUUGUAGAAGGAAGAUCUGACAUCUACAAUACAUCACAGAAUUUCUGCUAUAAAAAAACAUCAGAUCCAAAGUGGUCCGAAGUGUGGACCAAAGUGCAGAUUCGGGUAAAAAGCACCAGAAUGAUCAGAGUGACACAGGUGGACAGCGAGGAGAAGCUGAAGGAAUUGGAUGCAUUUAGUGUGUUCGAUCUCUUCUCCUUCUUUAGAGAGAAAUUAAAUGAUACCUACAUAAAUGUGGACCUCCGGAGCAACAAAACCUGCAUUAAAGUGCAUGUAAAUGAGGCAGAUGCACGUUAUAGUGUCGUCCUUUCUAAAGGCUUUGAUCCCAAGCUCUUUGCCGCCUUCUUUAUCGGUCUCCUCUUGUUUUUCUAUGGAGACUCUCUCAGUCGAAGUCAACUUUUUUACUAUGGCACAGGAAUGAGUGUGGGAAUGGUGGCUUCAAUACUGAUACUUGUGUUCAUGCUCUCCAGGCUGCUGCCUAAGAAAAGCCCUUUCUAUGUGUUACUGGUCGGAGGUUGGUCCUUCUCACUGUAUAUCAUCCAGCUGGUGUUUAAAAACUUCCAGGAAAUCUGCAAAGAGUAUUGGCAGUAUCUACUAGGCUAUUUGGGCAUCGUGGGCUUUGUAAGCUUUGCAGUUUGCUAUAAAUAUGGCCCUUUGGAGAAUGAGCGGAGUAUAAACCUGCUGAACUGGACUCUUCAGCUUAUUGGAUUGCUGCUGAUGUACAUUGGCAUACAAGUGCGUAACGUGGCGCUGGUUAUGAUAGUAGUUGCAUUUUGUACCAAGCAGAUUGAGUACCCAGUGCGAUGGGUGCACAGCUUAUACAGAAUCAUUGUUAAAUCCAGAAUGAAACCCGAGCCGCCUCGUCUAUUGACGGAGGAAGAAUUCAGGAAACAGGGGGAAGAGGAAACAAAAAAAGCUUUGGAAGACCUGCGGGAAUACUGCAGUAGCCCAGAUUUUCAAGCUUGGAAGGUGAUUUCACGUAUCCAGUCCCCAAAAAGGUCAGAAUAUUCAAGGACCAUGAUGUCCCUCACUGGAAAGAGAGAAGAGGAAGGGAGGACAUGGUUCGCUGAUUUUGUGGAAGGUUCGUCUCACUUGAACUCAAAUGAGGUUUCUCUUCACGAACAUGAGUAUGGCAUUGGAGGAUCUUACUUUGAGGAAGAGCUCUUUGACGAUGAAGAGGAGGAUGCAGACAUUGAAGGUGACUGUGACGAGUCCUACUCCAAUUUUCAUCGACAACUGCCUAAUAACAUAGUUAGGUCACCGCACCAUUGAGACUUCUAGGGAAAUCCCUGGCUCCUAAGCCCUAAGAUUUAUUUCACACUUCGUCUGCGCUGUUCCUGGCCGCACAGGUAUUUGAGCCAGCUACUUGACAGGGAUCCGGAGCCUCAUAAAAGAAGUUUACCAAAAAAAGUACAUCAGUGUCCUGAUUAUUCCCCAGAAAAUUCAGCACUUUUUACACAGCUAUGCAAUAUCCAACCAGCAGAAGAGACUAAAGUGAAGAGGGAGAAGGCAUGUCCCAUCUUAUUUUAACUGUAUAUUGUUGUGUCUUGAACACAGCAGCUCCAUAUGUUGGUGUAUGUUUUGUUUGCUGCUGUUGGUUUCCUUUUUUUGUGUGAUUUUUCUCAAACAUGCUAAAUCUUGUCUCUACACACUCUUUUUCCUUUCUUUCAAGAUUCCUUUUUCCCAUGUAAUAAAACCAUAGUUGAGACACCCUAACGUAAGGGCUAUGUACCUUAUCACUGCAAUGCCCAUAUAUAUAUUCUGUGUACUGCCCUGUCUAACAUUGGUACACAGUCAGCAAUGAGUGCGUGUCAGAGUAUGCCCACUAUCAGCACUCACUGCUGACAAUGUACCAAUGUUAGACAGGGCAGUACACAGAAUAUAUAUAUAUAUACUGCGCUGUCCUUAUUGCCUCCCUCAUAUAUAUAUAAAGCUGGCGCUAUAUAUAAAUUUAUAUUCUAGACAGCUUUAUAUAUAUGAGGGAGGCAAUAAGGACAGCGCAGUGAGUGAGGGAUGUCUUCACUAUUCAGUUCUGUGCUAAAGUAUGUUUAUUAUCAAUAGCCCUACACAUUUUAAUGUCUAAUUUUACUGCCAGAUUCCAACUUAAUUUUUAUUUUUUAUUUUUUUUGGGAGGGGGGCGGGGGGGGGGGGUUAGGAUUUGUAUGGAUCUUUGUGACACAUCAGCCACUUGUUGACCUCAGCUGUGAAUAACAAUCAGAAUGAACGUUGAUAUUUUAAGGGCAUCUGUCAGCAGAUUUGUACCCAUGAAAUUGGCUGACCAGUUACAUGUGCGCUUGGCAGCUGAAGGCAUAGCUGUUGGUCCCAUGUUCAUAUGUGUCCACAUUGCUGAGAGAAAUAAACUUUUAAUAUAUGCAAAUGACCCUCUAGGAGCAACAGGGGCGUUGCCAUUGCGCCUAGAGGCUCUGCACUUUGCGGGGAAAGGUGCAAUGAAGUUUAUACUGCCUGGCCCUGUCAAAUCAAGGGCAAAGGGUGCGGCAGUUGCAGAGAGGGCUGAGCCUCUAGUGUAAGGGCAACUCCCCCGUUGCUAAUAGAGGCUCAUUUGCAUAUAUUAAAACAUUGUUUUUCUCACUAAUGCGGACACAUAUGAACACGGGACCAACACGGAGGCCUUCAGCUGUCAAGUGCACAUGUAACAGGUCAGCCAGUUUCAUAGGUGCAAAUCUGCUGACAGAUGCCCUUUAACACCUAGCAAAAACUAUAAUUUCUGUUUUUAAUUUCUUGCUCCGUUUUCAGCCAUGUAUGUGAAAAUCUAUUACUGUCCACAUUGGACAUUAUGCAGCAGCUGUUAUAUUAUUGGGCAACACAAAUGUGAAAAAAAAAAUCACAGAAUGAAGUUAGACUCUAAGGCUCCAGUCACACGUCUGCAAUUGUGGUCCGCAUCUGUUCCGCAAUUGUGCAGACCCAUUCAUUCUCUAUGGGGACGGAAUGGAUGCGGAGAGCACACUAUGUGCUUUCCGCAUUUCUGGAGCGCGCAGCCGA
Bufo bufo (common toad) is the source of this 3185-nucleotide messenger RNA. RefSeq names its product nuclear envelope integral membrane protein 1 (gene NEMP1). Bases 84 to 1457 code for a protein of 457 amino acids. Gene Ontology annotation, cellular component: nuclear envelope. NCBI's taxonomy places the organism in Eukaryota, Metazoa, Chordata, Amphibia, Anura, Bufonidae. The transcript is spliced from 10 exons. The record is from RefSeq and is a predicted model, not a curated record.